AUGGCCUCAAGUGCUCCCCCGCCGCAGCCCGUGCCCGACGCCUCGUCCAGCCAGCCCGCCGACCCGCUCAGCCCCGCCAAGGAGAUCCCCGUGUUCGAGUUCACGAAGCGCAAGCGGUGGGCGGACCUCCUCGUCACCGAGCUCAACGACACCGUCAUCCUCGUCCUCUCCGAGACGUGCCAGGUCUGGUACUGCGGCAACGCGAUCACCGAGCUGCUGGGCUGGCGCGACGACGAGCUCGUGGACGGCGAUCUGAUCGAUCUUAUGAACGCGGACGACCGGGGCCCCUUCCGCGCGGCGUUCGCGGAGAGCAUCCGCACCAAGACGGACAUGCUCGCGUACGCGCGGCUGCAGUGCAAGAACGAGUUCUACGUGUCCGCGACCGACUACACCUCCGCCCCCAAGGAGGUCCUCUUCGAGCUCCGCGGGCGCCCGCACUACCUCCCGCACUCGGACGACUUCAAGUGCUACUUCGCCAUGGCGCAGCCCUACCCGAGCCGGAACACCGCCAUGCUGAACACGUUCCUCGAGCUCAAGAUGGAGAACGAGCGACUCCAGCAGCGCGUCGCGCAGCUCCGUGACCAGUCGCAGGCGCUCGGCGGCCCUUCCGACAACUUCUUCGCCUCUUCAGACAGCUUUGGCGCCCCGGAGGGUGCGAGGCCGAGCUUCGAGCUUGGGGGUUCAGGCCUUGGGCCAGACGCCGAGGACGACGGGCCUCGGAAGAAGCUGAAGCGUUCUGUGGCCGAUCAACACGUAUGCGUGACCUGCGGGAGGACGGAUUCGCCCGAAUGGCGCAAGGGUCCGAUGGGACCGAAGACACUAUGCAACGCAUGCGGCUUGCGGUGGGCGAAGAAGGCCCGCAAGAACGGCGAAGGCGAGGGGGAAGGCGAAGCCUCGCAGAGCGGCAGUUCCAAUAUCAUCUUUUAGACUCCUUGCGUCCCUCUUACUAGGGUAUACAUACCCUCAUUGGUUCUGUGUUGUAUCAUACAUCAUGACUUUUCCCUUUAGAGCAUUGGGUUUUCUUGGACCUUUUGACUUCGUAUAC
Dichomitus squalens LYAD-421 SS1 is the source of this 1045-nucleotide messenger RNA. RefSeq lists its product as uncharacterized. Gene Ontology annotation, biological process: regulation of DNA-templated transcription. Lineage: Eukaryota; Fungi; Basidiomycota; Agaricomycetes; Polyporales; Polyporaceae. The coding region runs from base 1 to 927 and encodes 308 amino acids. The record is from RefSeq and is a predicted model, not a curated record. The transcript is spliced from 5 exons. Gene Ontology annotation, molecular function: protein binding; zinc ion binding; sequence-specific DNA binding.